GGUUUGAUUAGCAAUACAAUGGCAGAACAACGUGACGCCACCACCUACGACAUUAUAAUCUUCGGAGCCUCUGGUUUCACAGGCAAGUAUGUUAUCCGGGAGGCACUUAAGUUCUUAAACGUUCCAUCCUCUCCAUUGAAGUCCCUUGCUUUGGUGGGUCGUAAUCCAUCUAAAGUAGCUCAAGCUCUUCAAUGGGCCUCCCAUCCUAACCCACCGCCGCCGCAAAUCCCUAUCCUCACCGCCGAUAUCUCGGCCGGCGACCCCUCUUCCCUUCGCCGGAUUGCCUCGCAGGCCAAGAUCGUUCUCAAUUGCGCGGGCCCUUUCCACCUGUACGGCGAGCCCGUCGUGGCGGCUUGUGUCGAUGCCGGCUGCGAUUACUUGGACAUUACCGGCGAAGUGGAGUUUGUGGAAAGAAUAGAAGCGUAUUACCAGGAGAAAGCCGCGGCGAAUAAUUCUUUGGUGGUUUGUGCUUGUGGGUACGAUGCGCUUGUUGCAGAAUUGGCCAUGAUUUUCAAUUCCCGACAGUGGGUUUCGCCGGCGGCUCCGAACCGUGUUGAGGAGUACCUGAGUUUGGAAUCUAACAAAAGGGUUGUGUUCAACCAAACAAGCUUCGAUUCCUUGGUUCACGAGGUGGCUAACGACGACAAUUUGCAGCAGCUCCGUCGUUCCAAACCUACAAGGCCACUCCCCGCGAUUCCUGGCCCUCUUCCCAAAGGACAAAUUUUGGAGUACAAAAAGGAGAUUGGGCUUUGGGCUGUGAGGUUUCCAUCGUCAUUGGAAGUCCCUGUUGUCCAGAAAACACUUUGGUUUUUGACUGAAAAUCCCAAGGGUGCACCAGGUGUUAAUGAAAGUGCUCAACAAAUUGAAAAGAAGCAAUCAUUCUGGUCUACCGUGAAACCAGCUCACUUUGCUACAAAUUGGACAUCAAAAUCUUUUCUGGGUGUAAUUCGUUACAUAAUAAUAGGGAUGUUGAUAUGGCUCCUAGGUAGAUUUUGUAUUGGAAGGUGGCUGCUCAUGAGGUUUCGUCCUGUGUUUAGCCUUGGAUUGUUCAGUAAUGGUGGUCCAACCGAAGAAGAGGUGGCUAGUGUUUCUUUCAAACGGUGGUGUAUUGGGCAUGGAUAUAGUGACGCCUCUCUUGCAUCAAAAGGCAACACAAAACCCGAUAUGAAAAUUAUUACAAGAGUAACGGGACCUGAAAUAGGUUAUUCAACAACUCCCAUUACUCUAAUUCAAUCGGCUCUUGUAUUGUUGAAUCAGCGUCAUGACUUGCCUAAAGGUGGUGUUUUCACUGGUGGAAUUAUAUUUGGUCACACAGAUCUUCAACAGCGACUCCAACAGAAUGGAAUAUCAUUUGAUGUCAUUUCGAAAGAAACUUUCUCAAAGAAAAUUUAAUUUAGUCCUGGCCUAUUACAAAUGUUUUUUUUUUUCUUUUACUUUGUUGUUCUUUUAAGUAAGGCGUAUUUGAUAUUCCUAGUUGAAUUUUGAAGUAGUAUAGAUGUCUAUGUUUUUAGCUUGGGAUUGCAAAUAAUAU
Molecule: messenger RNA, 1531 nt
Organism: Ipomoea nil (Japanese morning glory)
Lineage: Eukaryota; Viridiplantae; Streptophyta; Magnoliopsida; Solanales; Convolvulaceae
Product: probable mitochondrial saccharopine dehydrogenase-like oxidoreductase At5g39410
Exons: 2
Coding region: 19-1392 (457 amino acids)
Biological process (GO): glycolipid biosynthetic process
Cellular component (GO): plasma membrane; lipid droplet; mitochondrion
Source: RefSeq, a predicted model, not a curated record